GGGAUGGAUCGUGACUAUGGCCAUGGCUCUUAUGGGGGUCCAAGAUCCAUGAUCUCCUACCUAAACCAGUCACAUGACAUGGACAGUCAUAGUGGUGGUGGGAGUUGUAGUGAAGGGGGUAGCAAGCAUAUGGGCAAUUUUAGAGGCAAGUGUAGACCUGGAGUAGUUAUAGACUAUCAUAACAAACUCAGUAAAAUAGCAGUUGCUGCAAGAGGAAUCAAGAGAAAAUUGAUGCAGCCAUCUAAUAAGCCUGGAGUGGUGUUUAUCAAGAAACCUAAACUGGCAAAACUGAUUGAGACAAUGAGCCAGAAAAAAACACCUACUAAAAUGGCCCCUAAAAGUGAAGAAGAGAAGAAACUAGUUGAAAUAGAAAGACAGAAACAAAGGCAGAGAGGAGAGAUCAGUCAGUGUUCACUUUGCACAUUCCAAGCAUUUGAAGAAAAAGAAAUUGAAGUUCAUCUAGAAAGUUCUUUUCACCAGGAAACCUUAGAUUAUAUUCAGAAACAAAUCAAAUUUGAUAAAAUAGUUAUGGAAUUUUUGCAUGAAUAUAUGUUUAAUAAAUUCAAGAAAACAUCAGUAUGUAAACAACAGACUACUAGUUAUUCAGAAUCUGUUAAAGUAAUUGAGAAAGGUGUAAUGGAAAGGGUUAUUGCAGAUGACCAAAUAAUGAAAAUAGAGACUGUUCACUACAGUGAUUGCAGGGUCUAUGUACCUGCUUUACACAGGUUCUUUCAACAGCACUUAAAAUCUGAUAACCACACCAAGGGGAAACAAGCCUAUAGGGAACAAAUAAAAAGAGAGAGCAUCUUAACUGCUGCCAGCAUCUUGUAUAAUCCAAUGGUAAAAGCAUGGCAUGAACUUUUUGUUAUGAGUAAGAAUUCUUUUGAGGCUGCAGAUCAAAGUCGGAAGCAACACAGAGAACAAUCUGAUGAGGAGGAAGAAAAGAUUGAUGAGCCUAUGGAGGAAGAAGAAUAA
Molecule: messenger RNA, 975 nt
Organism: Trichosurus vulpecula (common brushtail)
Lineage: Eukaryota; Metazoa; Chordata; Mammalia; Diprotodontia; Phalangeridae
Product: DBIRD complex subunit ZNF326-like
Biological process (GO): regulation of DNA-templated transcription elongation
Cellular component (GO): DBIRD complex; nucleus
Molecular function (GO): DNA binding
Source: RefSeq, a predicted model, not a curated record